This is a messenger RNA of Erigeron canadensis, 6332 nucleotides long. RefSeq names its product callose synthase 7-like. Bases 368 to 6124 code for a protein of 1918 amino acids. NCBI's taxonomy places the organism in Eukaryota, Viridiplantae, Streptophyta, Magnoliopsida, Asterales, Asteraceae. Gene Ontology annotation, molecular function: 1,3-beta-D-glucan synthase activity. Gene Ontology annotation, biological process: (1->3)-beta-D-glucan biosynthetic process. The transcript is spliced from 42 exons. The record is from RefSeq and is a predicted model, not a curated record. Gene Ontology annotation, cellular component: plasma membrane; 1,3-beta-D-glucan synthase complex.
UUUUGUCCCUUCCAUUCACAGCAAUUGGAAGUGGCGGGAAAUGGCAGAAAGGAGCAGUAGAGACCAACAGAGGUAUCUCCAAAAAGGAAAAAGAAAAAAAAAAAAGUGCAAAAACCCCAAAUUGUUUGUUUAUUAUAGUUUAUUCAAUUCGUUUCGUCACAAACUUCAAUUCCUUACUUGCUAUCAGAGAAACCCUAAUUCCAAAAAAGUGAACUUCUCAACCACAAGCAAAGGAUCUUCACUUUUACAUCUCACUCUCUUGUAUUAUAUAUAUAUAUAUAUAUAUAUAUACAAUGAUUGCUAAAUUACAUCUUAAGGAAAAUUAUCAUUAUUAUUAUUAUCAUCUGGUGGUGGAAGUUGUUUGGAAAUGGCGAGUACGAGUGAGACCAAGGAAGUGGGACCACCGAGGUCGUUAUCGAGAAGGAUGACACGGACGUCGACUAUGUUUGAUCCGAACGGCGAUGGAGUCGAUAGUGAGCUCGUGCCGUCUUCACUUGCCUCUGUCGCUCCUAUACUUCGUGUUGCCAAUGAGAUUGAGAAGGAAAAUGACAGAGUUGCUUACUUGUGCCGAUUUCAUGCAUUUGAGAAGGCCCACAGGAUGGAUCCUAAAUCUAGUGGACGUGGUGUUCGCCAAUUUAAGACUUACUUGCUACAUAGACUUCAAAAGGAAGAAGAAAAGACAAAGCCUCAAUUAGCAAGCAAUGAUCCAAAGGAAAUACAGAAAUUCUACAAGAACUUCUAUGAGACAAACAUUAAAGAUAGCCAAGACACAAAGAAACCUGAGGAGAUGGCCAAGAUCUAUCAAAUUGCUACGGUUUUGUACGAUGUAUUGAGGACAGUGGUGCCUCCUGGAAAAGUCGACACCCAGACUCAACAAUAUGCAAAAGCUGUAGAGGAAAAUAGAGAACAAUAUGAACACUACAACAUUCUUCCUCUAUAUGCUGUUGGAAAUAAACCUGCAAUUAUGGAGCUUUCAGAAAUCAAAGCGUCUCUUCAAGCAGUGCGCAAGGUGGAUAACCUUCCACUUGCUAGAAGAGUAGGAGACAGAGACAAACCUGUAAAUGAUAUUCUUGAGUGGUUGGCAUCAAUUUUUGGAUUUCAGAAAGGAAAUGUUGCAAAUCAGAGGGAACACUUAGUAUUGCUACUGGCAAAUAUUGAUAGAAGGUCAAAAGGAAUCGGAGAUUAUGAGCAGCUGGAUAGCCGUACCGUAAAGCAGUUAUCGGAUAAAACUUUCAAGAACUAUGUCUCAUGGUGUCAUUAUUUGCACUUCACAUCAAUUAUUGAUUCACCCAAGGUUCCACCCAAUGCUGAUAGGCAGCAGUUGGAGCUUCUCUACAUUGCUCUCUAUUUUCUUAUUUGGGGUGAAGCUUCGAACAUCCGGUUCAUGCCGGAAUGCAUUUGCUAUAUUUUCCAUAAUAUGGCAAAUGAAAUGCAUGGAACCUUAUUUGCCAAUGUUCAACCUGUGAGCGGAGGCACAUAUCAAGCAGUACCACUUGAUGAAGAAUCAUUUCUGCGUGAUGUGGUCACACCUAUAUACGAGGUUAUUCGUAAGGAAGCUAGGAGAAAUCAAGGUGGCAAAGUUAGCCAUGCUUCAUGGAGAAAUUAUGAUGAUCUUAAUGAAUAUUUUUGGUCUGACAAAUGCAUCAAGUUAGGCUGGCCAAUGGACAAAAAAUCUGACUUUUUUGUUCACUCUGAUGAACCAUCACGGUCACAUGCAGGGCGCAACCAAGUGGUGUCUGGAAAGAAGAAACCCAAAACAAAUUUUGUUGAAGUCCGCACAUUUUGGCAUCUUUACAGGAGUUUCGAUCGAAUGUGGAUAUUUCUUAUAUUGGUCUUUCAGGCUAUGGUAAUUAUUGCAUGGCACGAAGAUGGAUCGAUAUUUGGAAUUUUUGAUGAGGAUGUCAUUAAAAGUAUAUUAAGCAUAUUCAUUACUUAUGCUGUUCUUAAUUUUAUCCAAGCUACUCUGGAUAUAAUCCUUAGUUUCAGUGCCUGGAGGAGCUUAAAACCUACUCAAGUUCUUCGCUACCUUCUGAAAUUUAUUAUGGCUGCUUUCUGGGUAGUAAUCUUGCCCGUCUGUUAUUCAAAAUCGGUUCCAAAUCCGACAGGAGUAGUGAGGUUUUUCAGCACUCUAGGAGGAACUUGGAGGGAGCAAUCACUUUAUAGCUAUCUUGUAGCAAUUUACUUGAUACCCAACAUACUGGCUACCUUUCUGUUCUUGCUUCCACCAAUAAGGAGACACAUGGAACGUUCAAACUGGCAUAUAGUCACUUUUCUUAUGUGGUGGGCCCAGCCAAAGCUCUAUGUUGGAAGAGGCAUGCACGAGGACAUAUUUUCACUGUUCAAGUAUACACUAUUCUGGAUAGCUCUACUAAUAAGCAAGUUCGCGUUCAGCUACUAUGUGGAGAUAUUACCAUUGGUCAAUCCGACAAAGUUAAUCAUGGAAAUGUCUGUCAGCAACUAUGAGUGGCACGAGUUUUUUCCAAAUGUGACCCAUAAUAUCGGCGUGGUUAUUGCUAUUUGGGCUCCAAUUGUCAUGGUCUAUUUCAUGGACACACAAAUAUGGUAUGCAAUUUUUGCUACUAUCAUUGGUGGAAUCUAUGGGGCUUUCAGCCACUUGGGUGAGAUUCGCACACUUGGGAUGCUACGGUCUCGAUUUGAAUCGGUUCCUUCAGCUUUCAAUGAACGCCUUGUACCCAUGCAGAAAGAAGAACCCAAAAGAGAUCACUUGAAUGAAAGGGCUCUACAGGAAGAUGAUUUAUGGGUAAGAAAGAACAUAGCAAAAUUUUCGCAAGUGUGGAACGAAUUUAUAUUUUCAAUGCGGAUGGAAGACUUGAUAAGUGACAGUGAGAGAAAUCUACUUCUUGUACCAUAUACUGUUAGCAACGUCCAAGUUAUCCAGUGGCCACCAUUUCUGCUUGCUAGCAAGAUCCCAAUCGCUUUAGACAUGGCUAAAGAUUUUAAGGGAAAAGAAGACGCAGAUCUCUUCAGGAAGAUCACUAACGAUGAUUAUAUGGGGUCAGCAGUGGUAGAGUGUUACCAAACACUGAAGGAAAUAUUAUCUGGCCUUCUGGAUGAUGAAAGAGAUAAAACGAUUUUAGAGCUUAUCUGCCAAGAAAUAGAAACUAGCAUUGUAGAGGGAACAUUUUUGAGCAAAUUUCGAAUGAGCGAGCUGCCUUCACUUAAUGAUAAGCUGGAAAAAUUUUUAGAACAUUUGCAAGCAGACGAUGUUGAUCCUGAGAAAUAUACAUCCCAAAUCAUCAAUGUCCUUCAGGAUAUUAUGGAGAUUAUUACACAAGAUGUAAUGAGUAACGGACAUGAAAUACUUGAAAGAGUGCAAUUUCGUUAUCAGGAUAAUGACAAAAAGGAAAGGGAUAAUGACAAAAAGGAAAGGUUUGAACGAAUUAAUCUUCAGCUAACUGAGACCAAAUCAUGGAAGGAAAAGGUGGUGAGGCUUCGCUUGCUUCUUACUGUAAAAGAAUCUGCAAUUAACGUGCCUAUGAAUUUAGAAGCUCGUAGGCGUAUCACCUUUUUUGCGAACUCCUUGUAUAUGAGAAUGCCAAAUGCUCCUGUGGUUCGUAACAUGCUCUCAUUUAGUGUUUUGACUCCGUAUUACAAAGAAGAUGUUUUAUAUUCUGAGCUUGAGCUUCACGAGGAAAAUGAGGAUGGAAUCACAAUUUUGUUUUACCUUCAAAAAAUCUAUCCAGACGAAUGGAAGAAUUUUGAACAGCGAACUAAAAAUAGCAAAGAUCUAGCAGAAGAGACGCGUAAAUGGGUUUCUUACAGGGGGCAGACACUUUCUAGAACAGUGCGAGGGAUGAUGUACUACAAGGAAGCCCUUGAACUUCAAUGCUUCCUAGACUACGCAAAAGAUGAUGAGAUUUUUACCGGGUUUCGGACAUUUGAUAUGAAUAAAAAGCGUGCGGUUCUCAAAGAUCGUGAGAGUGCAAUGGCAGAUUUGAAGUUUACAUAUGUGGUCUCUUGCCAGAUUUAUGGUGCACAAAAGAAAUCAAGUGCUGACAGAGAUCAAAGUUGUUAUACAAAUAUCCUGAAUCUCAUGCUUACAUAUCCUUCUUUACGAGUAGCUUAUAUUGAUGAAAGAGAGGACACCAAAAAUGAUAGAUCUCAGAAGGUUUACUACUCUGUUCUAGUCAAGGGUGGGGAUCAUUUAGAUGAGGAAGUAUACCGUAUCAAACUCCCGGGACCUCCUACAGAAAUUGGUGAAGGAAAGCCUGAAAACCAGAAUCAUGCCAUUAUUUUUACUCGUGGAGAAGCACUGCAGACCAUUGACAUGAAUCAGGACAAUUACUUUGAGGAGGCAUUCAAAAUGAGAAACGUACUGGAGGAAUUUCACAAAGAUCAUCAUGGCCAGCGUAGACCAACCAUAUUGGGUUUGAGAGAACAUAUUUUCACUGGAAGUGUAUCUUCACUAGCUUGGUUCAUGUCAAAUCAGGAGACAAGUUUUGUGACAAUCGGUCAAAGGGUUUUAGCAGACCCUCUGAGAGUGCGGUUCCACUACGGCCAUCCUGAUAUAUUUGAUAGACUCUUCCACAUAACACGGGGUGGCGUAAGUAAAGCUUCGAGAACCAUCAACUUGAGCGAGGAUAUAUUUUCAGGUUACAAUUCCACUCUGCGCGGAGGUUAUGUCACACAUCAUGAGUAUAUCCAAGUAGGCAAGGGCCGUGAUGUUGGUAUGAAUCAGAUAUCCCUUUUUGAGGCUAAAGUUGCAAACGGAAAUGGUGAACAGACACUUAGCCGUGAUGUUUACCGACUUGGGCGGCGUUUUGAUUUCUAUAGAAUGUUCUCAUUCUAUUUCACCACAGUUGGCUUCUACUUUAGCAGCAUGGUUACUGUGCUUAUUGUUUAUGUUUUUUUAUAUGGACGUAUGUAUAUGGUAUUAAGUGGAUUGGAACGACGAAUUAUAGAAGAUGCAACCAUUAGUAGCAACAAGGCCCUAGAAGAGGCUUUAGCAACCCAAGCUGUUUUUCAACUAGGAUUACUUCUGGUCCUUCCUAUGGUUAUGGAAAUUGGUUUGGAGAGAGGAUUUCGUACAGCAUUAGGUGACUUUAUCAUAAUGCAACUCCAAUUGGCCUCUGUAUUCUUCACCUUCCAGCUUGGCACUAAAGCCCAUUACUAUGGGAGAACGAUUUUACACGGAGGUUCCAAAUACAGAGCUACGGGUCGUGGAUUUGUAGUAUUUCAUGCAAAAUUUGCUGAUAAUUAUCGGUUAUAUUCCCGUAGUCACUUCGUGAAAGGGUUGGAAUUGGCGAUAUUACUGGUUAUUUAUCAAGUUUAUGGGAAUUCAUAUCGGAGCUCGAAUUUAUACUUGUUUAUUACAUUCUCGAUGUGGUUUCUAGUUUCCUCGUGGUUGUUUGCUCCCUUUGUGUUCAAUCCUUCUGGGUUUGAUUGGCAGAAGACAGUGGAAGAUUGGACAGACUGGAAGCGGUGGAUGGGGAAUCGUGGUGGUAUUGGUAUAGCACAAGAUAAAAGUUGGGAAUCAUGGUGGGAUGCAGAACAACAGCAUCUGAAGUACACAAACAUAAGGGGCAGAAUUCUUGAAAUCAUACUUUCACUUCGGUUCUUUAUCUACCAGUAUGGCUUGGUCUAUCACCUUAAUAUAGCACGUGGCAGCACAAGUAUCCUGGUUUAUGCACUUUCGUGGUUGGUCAUGAUAACCGCUCUCCUAGCCUUGAAGUUGGUAUCUAUGGGGAGAAGAAGAUUUGGCACAGACUUUCAACUCAUGUUCAGGAUCUUAAAGGCACUUCUUUUUCUUGGCUUCCUUUCAAUCAUGACGGUCUUAUUUGUCGUUUGUGGCCUCACCAUCAGUGACAUCUUUGCUGCGUUCCUAGCCUUUUUACCAACAGGCUGGGCAUUUAUCUUGAUUGCUCAAGCAUGCAGGCCUUGUGUAAAAGGAAUAGGAUUUUGGGACUCAAUAAUGGAGUUAGGACGUGCUUACGAAUGUGUAAUGGGAUUAGUAAUAUUUAUGCCCAUUGUUAUAUUGUCAUGGUUCCCUUUUGUAUCGGAGUUCCAAACAAGGUUGUUGUUCAACCAAGCAUUCAGCAGAGGUCUCCAGAUUUCAAUGAUUCUUGCCGGAAAGAAGGACAAAGACAAGGCUCCAGCUACUUGAUAGGUAAAAUCAGUCUGACACCCAAUGGGAGUUUUGAAAUUAGAAUACUAAAAUUCAACAUUUCAAUAUUAUAUAAGUUUCUCAAUUUUCAUAUUUGCCAGAUCUAGAAUUCUUUUAGAAGUUGUUUGUAAUUAUAUCUUAGAUCGGAAUAUUCUUCCCUAUUUUGAAAUUCUCAUCCUCUCCAACCUAGUGUAUCGAAAUUAUAACA